Molecule: messenger RNA, 2705 nt
Organism: Cynocephalus volans (Philippine flying lemur)
Lineage: Eukaryota; Metazoa; Chordata; Mammalia; Dermoptera; Cynocephalidae
Gene: FZD6
Product: frizzled class receptor 6
Exons: 7
Coding region: 270-2399 (709 amino acids)
Biological process (GO): canonical Wnt signaling pathway; non-canonical Wnt signaling pathway
Cellular component (GO): plasma membrane
Molecular function (GO): Wnt receptor activity; Wnt-protein binding
Source: RefSeq, a predicted model, not a curated record
CUCCAGCUCCCGGGCGGCUCCGGCGGCGGCUCGGGUCCCGGACACUCCCCGGAGCCGGCCGAGGUCGCGGGAGGACGGUGGGCUGGACGGGGACGGGGACGAAGAGUGUGACCUAAGACCGCCGCCCGAGGAAAACAGCUUCCUUUGAAAUGGUAAAAUAAUGAAGUGAGGAAUGUGAACAUUUUAUCUUUGGAUUGGAGUCUUCUGAGAAUGAAAAGAGCGAUUAACCCAAGCCAUGCGGUAAAAUCAGGAAUUUGAAGGAAAUAGAAAUGUUUACAUUUUUCUUGCCGUGUAUUUUUCUACCCCUCGUAAGAGGGCACAGUCUCUUCACCUGCGAACCAAUUACUGUUCCCAGAUGUAUGAAAAUGGCCUACAACAUGACAUUUUUCCCUAAUCUGAUGGGUCAUUAUGACCAGGAUAUUGCUGCUUUGGAAAUUGAGCAUUUUCUUCCUCUUGCAAAUCUGGAAUGUUCACCAAAUGUUGAAACUUUUCUUUGCAAAGCUUUUGUACCAACCUGCACAGAGCAAAUUCAUGUAGUUCCACCUUGUCGUAAAUUUUGUGAGAAAGUAUAUUCUGAUUGCAAAAAAUUAAUUGACACUUUUGGGAUCCGAUGGCCUGAGGAACUUGAAUGUGACAGAUUACAAUACUGUGAUGAGACUGUUCCUGUAACUUUUGAUCCACACACAGAGUUUGUUGGUCCUCAGAAGAAAACAGAACAAGUCCAAAGAGAUAUUGGAUUUUGGUGUCCAAGGCAUCUUAAGACUUCCGGGGGACAAGGCUAUAAGUUUCUGGGAAUUGAACAGUGUGCACCUCCAUGCCCCAACAUGUAUUUUAAAAGUGAUGAGCUAGAGUUUGCAAAAAGUUUUAUUGGAAUAGUUUCAAUAUUUUGUCUUUGUGCAACUCUGUUCACAUUUCUUACUUUUUUAAUUGAUGUUAAAAGAUUCAGAUACCCAGAGAGACCAAUUAUAUAUUACUCUGUCUGUUAUAGCAUUGUAUCGCUUAUGUACUUUAUCGGAUUUUUGCUAGGCAAUCGCACAGCCUGCAAUAAAGCAGAUGAGAAGCUAGAACUUGGUGACACAGUUGUUCUAGGCUCUCAAAAUAAGGCUUGCACUAUUCUGUUUAUGUUUUUGUAUUUUUUCACAAUGGCCGGCACUGUGUGGUGGGUGAUUCUUACCAUUACUUGGUUCUUAGCUGCAGGAAGAAAAUGGAGUUGUGAGGCCAUUGAACAAAAAGCAGUGUGGUUUCAUGCUGUCGCAUGGGGAAUACCAGGUUUUCUGACUGUUAUGCUUCUUGCCAUGAACAAAGUUGAAGGAGACAAUAUUAGUGGAGUUUGCUUUGUUGGCCUUUAUGACCUGGAUGCUUCUCGCUACUUUGUACUCUUGCCACUGUGCCUUUGUGUGUUUGUUGGGCUAUCUCUUCUUUUAGCUGGCAUUAUUUCCUUAAAUCAUGUUCGACAAGUUAUACAACAUGAUGGCCGGAACCAAGAGAAACUAAAGAAAUUUAUGAUUCGAAUUGGAGUCUUCAGUGGCCUAUAUCUUGUGCCAUUGGUGACACUUCUUGGAUGUUACGUCUAUGAGCAAGUCAACAGGAUUACUUGGGAGAUAACGUGGGUCUCUGAUCAUUGUCAUCAGUACCAUAUCCCAUGUCCUUAUCAGGCAAAGACCAAAGCUCGACCAGAAUUGGCUUUAUUUAUGAUAAAAUACCUGAUGACAUUAAUUGUUGGCAUCUCUGCUGUCUUCUGGGUUGGAAGCAAAAAGACAUGCACAGAAUGGGCUGGAUUUUUUAAACGAAAUCGCACAAGAGAUCCAAUCAGUGAAAGUCGAAGAGUACUGCAGGAGUCAUGCGAGUUUUUCUUAAAGCACAAUUCUAAAGUAAAACACAAAAAGAAGCACUACAAACCAAGUUCACAUAAGUUGAAAGUCAUUUCCAAAUCCAUGGGAACCAGCACAGGAGCCACAGCAAAUCAUGGCACUUCUGCAGUAGCAAUCACUAACCAUGAUUACUUAGGACAAGAAACUCUGACAGAAGUCCAAACCUCGCCAGAAACAUCAGUGAGAGAGGUGAGAACAGACGGAGCAAGCACCCCCAGAUUAAGAGAACAGGACUGUGGUGAACCUGCCUCCCCCACAGCGUCCACCUCCAAACUCUCUGGGGAACAGGCUGACAGGAAAGGCCAGGCAGGAGGUGUGAACAAGAGCGGCGUAUCUGAAAGUGUGCAGAGCGAAGGAAGGAUAAGUCCAAAGAGUGAUAUUACUGAAACUGGCCCAGUGCAGAACAACAAUUUGCAGGUCCCCAGUUCUUCAGAGCCAAGCAGCCUCAAAGGUUCCACAUCUCUGCUUGUUCACUCGGUUUCAGGAGUUAGAAAAGAACAGGGUGCUGGCAGUCAUUCAUAUACUUGAAAAACAUUUUAUCCUGUUACUCAGAAGUGAAUUCAUGUUACACUGGAGGUGAGCAACCAAUGCACUGUCUUGUAAGAAUCACUGUUAUGUUCUUUUUUUGCACUUAAGGCUGCAUUGUCUACUGUUAAUACUGGAGAAAAUAGAUUUCAAGAAUAAUACUAUUCAUUUCACACAAAGAUUAAUGACAACAAUAUACCUGAAAAACAGAACCAUGUGGGUUAAUAAUAUUUUUAAAAUUGUGUGGGAGGAGAGAGAGGAAUCUUCUUUAUUUAUGAAGAUUCUGCUCUCGUUAAAAGCAUUUUAAGA